Molecule: messenger RNA, 878 nt
Organism: Corylus avellana
Lineage: Eukaryota; Viridiplantae; Streptophyta; Magnoliopsida; Fagales; Betulaceae
Product: nuclear transcription factor Y subunit B-9-like
Biological process (GO): regulation of transcription by RNA polymerase II
Cellular component (GO): nucleus; CCAAT-binding factor complex
Molecular function (GO): RNA polymerase II cis-regulatory region sequence-specific DNA binding; DNA-binding transcription activator activity, RNA polymerase II-specific; protein heterodimerization activity
Source: RefSeq, a predicted model, not a curated record
GCCAACAAGCAACAAAAAAGGAAGAAGAAGAAGCAGAAGUUGUUUCACAGAAGAAGAAACAUUAAUGGAACGUGGGGUUGGGUUCCAUCGCUAUCGCAGGCAUGCAAAAUCAAGCUCUGCCUCGACCAUGGUGUUGCCUAAUGACUCAAACAACAACACUACUUGUAAUGGCGAUCAACAAGCUCCGCCACCGCCACCGCCGCCGCCAUGCAUGGUACGUGAGCAAGACCAAUACAUGCCCAUAGCCAACGUGAUACGCAUCAUGCGCCGCAUUCUACCGUCCCAUGCAAAGAUCUCCGACGACGCGAAGGAGACAAUCCAAGAGUGCGUGUCGGAAUACAUUAGCUUCAUCACCGGGGAGGCGAACGAGCGGUGCCAGAGGGAGCAGCGGAAGACUGUCACCGCCGAGGACGUGCUUUGGGCGAUGGGAAAGCUGGGUUUCGACGACUACAUUGAGCCGCUCACUGUAUACCUCAACCGGUACCGUGAGGCGGAGAAUGAGCGGAACACUUCGCAUGGGGAUCAACUGCUUUUUCUUAAGCGUGGGAUGGAGAUUAAUCAUCAUGGCCCUAUUGGGAUGCCGCCACCUUAUGGGUCUGGGUACCCAAUGGGCCAUUUUUCCGGGAUGCUUGAUGCUGCUGCUGCGAUGGGUGGAGGGGGGUACUAUAGGGAUUUGGCUGGUAGCGGAGCCUCCUCCACUGCCCAGAAUGCUUUGGCCAGCUUUGAUCCUUUUGUUCAGUUCAAAUGACCAGGAAUAAGAUGUGGCAUGGGUAGCAAUCCUUUUGUUAUAUGCUAUUAUAGUUUAAGAUUUUUCGAUGGAUUUGAUCCCAUCACAUAUUGGGCUCAUCUCUUUGCUUAAUUAAGUUAUCUUUUGGUCA